ACUCACUCACUUGUCUAGAACAAUGAUUUCAACAAGUGCUCGGAGCACAAGAUCGAAGCUUUGGGCGAUUUAGGCCUUUUCAACAUGAUGAGGGGUUUGGUAAGGAUGAGGACCUUACAGAUUAGGUGGAUUGACAAGGAGGCGUCAGUCAAGUGCCUAAGGAACCGUCUAGAGACCAAAGAGGAGACCUUGAAGAAGUUCAAGGAAUCCCUUCAGACCCUAAAUACGAAGCUCAAGAAGCAAAAGGAUAAAGUGCAGGGGAGCACCCGUGAAGUUAAGGAUGUGACAAAGGAGAAUUCCAAUCUUAAGACCAAAUUGACUGCUCUUCAUAAGCAUGUGGACAAGGUUAGGAAUGAGGCUGUUACGGAGUUACAAACGUCCCAGGCCUAUUUUAAUAAGAUGGGGGUCCAAUAGGGUGAUGGCUUUGAGGACUUUUGUAAGCAGGCCAUCCUUGUGUUCCUUGGUUUGGAUUUCUCCUAAAUUUAGAUAAAUACUUCGGUCCUAAUAACCCCUGCUGGUGAUGAUGUCCUUAAUGAGGAGGAGACAAACCUAAGAGGCAGAAGCUGUCGGGCCAAAGGGCAAGGGAACUGACGGAUCAAGAGAGAAGGAGACUGACAAACAAUG
Quercus lobata is the source of this 624-nucleotide messenger RNA. RefSeq lists its product as uncharacterized. The record is from RefSeq and is a predicted model, not a curated record. Bases 85 to 414 code for a protein of 109 amino acids. The transcript has 2 exons. Lineage: Eukaryota; Viridiplantae; Streptophyta; Magnoliopsida; Fagales; Fagaceae.